Molecule: messenger RNA, 4369 nt
Organism: Hevea brasiliensis (rubber tree)
Lineage: Eukaryota; Viridiplantae; Streptophyta; Magnoliopsida; Malpighiales; Euphorbiaceae
Exons: 4
Cellular component (GO): membrane
Molecular function (GO): NADH dehydrogenase (ubiquinone) activity; quinone binding; NAD binding
Source: RefSeq, a predicted model, not a curated record
GCAUAGAAAAGACUAUUUAUCUCAGAGAGGUUUGCGAAAAAUUCUAGGAAAACGACAACGACUCCUGUCUUAUUUAGCAAAGAAAAAUAGAGUACGUUAUAAAGAAUUAAUUAUCCUGUUGGAUAUUCGGGAAUCAAAAACUCGUUAAUUUUAAGAGUUUUUUUGAAUUAUUUGAUUUAUUAGAUCUUGAGAUGAACUUCUUUUUGUUUUCAGUAAUUCAUGGACGAAUGGAUCAAGGAAACCCUAUGAAUGUACCAGCUACACGAAAAGACCUUAUGAUAGUUAAUAUGGGUCCCCACCACCCAUCAAUGCAUGGUGUUCUUCGCCUCAUCGUUACUCUAGACGGGGAAGAUGUUAUUGACUGUGAACCAAUAUUAGGUUAUUUACACAGAGGAAUGGAAAAAAUUGCGGAAAAUCGAACAAUUAUACAAUAUUUGCCCUAUGUAACACGUUGGGAUUAUUUGGCUACUAUGUUCACAGAAGCAAUAACAGUAAAUGGUCCAGAACUGUUAGGAAAUAUUCAAGUGCCUAAAAGAGCUGGCUAUAUCAGAAUAAUUAUGUUGGAAUUGAGUCGUAUAGCUUCUCAUUUGUUAUGGCUUGGUCCCUUUAUGGCAGAUAUUGGUGCACAGACUCCUUUCUUCUAUAUUUUUAGAGAAAGAGAGUUAGUAUAUGAUUUAUUCGAAGCUGCCACUGGUAUGAGAAUGAUGCAUAAUUUUUUUCGUAUCGGGGGAGUAGCGUCUGAUCUACCUCAUGGUUGGAUAGAUAAAUGUUUGGAUUUUUGCGAUUAUUUUUUAACAGGAGUUACUGAAUAUCAAAAACUUAUUACGCGAAAUCCUAUUUUUUUAGAACGAGUUGAGGGAGUAGGUAUUGUUGGUACAGAGGAAGCAAAAAAUUGGGGUUUAUCGGGACCAAUGCUACGAGCUUCCGGAGUACAAUGGGAUCUUCGUAAAGUUGAUCAUUAUGAGUGUUACGACGAAUUUGAUUGGGAAAUCCAGUGGCAAAAAGAAGGAGAUUCCUUAGCUCGUUAUUUAGUCCGAAUUGGUGAAAUGAUGGAAUCUAUAAAAAUUAUUCAACAGGCUCUGGAAGGAAUUCCGGGGGGGCCCUAUGAGAAUUUAGAAAUCCGACGUUUUGAUAGAGAAAGGGAUUCGGAAUGGAACGAUUUCGAAUAUCGAUUCAUUAGUAAAAAAACUUCUCCUACUUUUGAAUUACCGAAACAAGAACUUUAUGUGAGAGUCGAAGCCCCAAAAGGAGAAUUGGGAAUUUUUCUGAUAGGAGAUCAGAGCGGUUUUCCUUGGAGAUGGAAAAUUCGUCCGCCGGGUUUUAUCAAUUUGCAAAUUCUUCCUGAAUUAGUUAAAAGAAUGAAAUUGGCCGAUAUUAUGACAAUACUAGAAAUACAAGCUAUCAAUUCUUUUUCUAGAUUAGAAUCCUUAAACGAGGUCUAUGGAAUUAUAUGGGUGUUUGUCCCGAUUUUUAUUCUUGUAUUGGGAAUCACGAUAGGCAUACUAGUAAUUGUAUGGUUAGAAAGAGAAAUAUCUGCAGGGAUACAACAACGUAUUGGACCUGAAUAUGCCGGUCCUUUAGGAGUUCUUCAAGCUCUAGCGGAUGGGACAAAACUACUUUUCAAAGAGAAUCUUUUUCCAUCUAGGGGGGAUAUUCGUUUAUUCAGUAUCGGACCAUCCAUAGCAGUCAUAUCAACUCUAUUAAGCUAUUCGGUAAUUCCUUUUGGCUAUCACCUUGUUUUAACUGAUCUAAAUAUUGGUGUUUUUUUAUGGAUUGCCAUUUCAAGUAUUGCUCCCAUCGGACUUCUUAUGUCAGGAUAUGGAUCAAAUAAUAAAUAUUCCUUUUUGGGUGGUUUACGAGCUGCUGCUCAAUCGAUUAGUUAUGAAAUACCAUUAACUCUUUGUGUGUUAUCCAUAUCUCUACGUUGAUGUUAUCACCGACUAUGAUUAUCUAAUAGUUCAAGUACAGUUGAUAUAGUUGAGGCACAAUCAAAAUCUGGUUUUUGGGGGUGGAAUUUGUGGCGUCAACCUAUAGGAUUUAUCAUUUUUUUUAUUUCUUCUCUAGCAGAAUGUGAGAGAUUGCCUUUUGAUUUACCAGAAGCAGAAGAAGAAUUAGUAGCAGGUUAUCAAACCGAAUAUUCGGGCAUCAAAUUUGGUUUAUUUUAUAUUGCUUCCUAUCUAAACUUAUUAGUUUCUUCAUUAUUUGUAACAGUUCUUUACUUGGGCGGUUGGAAUAUCUCUAUUCCGUAUAUAUUCGUUCCUGAGCUUUUUGAAAUAAAAAAAAUAGGCGGAGUCUUUGGAACAACAAUUGGUAUCUUUAUUACAUUGGUUAAAACUUAUUUGUUCUUGUUCAUUCCUAUCACAACAAGAUGGACUUUACCUAGACUAAGAAUGGACCAACUUUUAAAUCUUGGAUGGAAAUUUCUUUUACCUAUUUCUCUCGAGAAAAAAACAAACAUAAAAUUAUUCAUAAAUAUUUACGAUAUGUUUCCCAUGGUAACUGGGUUCAUGAAUUAUGGGCAACAAACCAUACGAGCUGCAAGGUACAUUGGUCAAGGUUUUAUGAUUACCUUAUCUCAUGCAAAUCGUUUACCUGUAACUAUUCAAUAUCCUUAUGAAAAAUUAAUCACAUCGGAGCGUUUCCGCGGUCGAAUUCAUUUUGAAUUUGAUAAAUGCAUUGCUUGUGAAGUAUGUGUUCGUGUAUGUCCUAUAGAUCUACCUGUUGUUGAUUGGAAAUUGGAAACUGACAUUCGAAAGAAACGGUUGCUUAAUUACAGUAUUGAUUUCGGAAUCUGUAUAUUUUGUGGCAACUGUGUUGAGUAUUGUCCGACAAAUUGUUUAUCGAUGACUGAAGAAUAUGAGCUUUCUACUUAUGAUCGUCACGAAUUGAAUUAUAAUCAAAUUGCUUUAGGUCGUUUACCAAUGUCAGUAGUUGACGAUUAUACAAUUCGAACAAUUUUGAAUUCAACUCAAAAAAAAAUAGGUAAACCACUUUGAUUGAUUAAAAUGUACAAUUAUUAAACUCAAAUUCUGUUUUGAUCUAAAAGGAUGAAAGGAUGAAAUGGGUUUUCUUUUAUUUUUCUUGGUCAAUAACUACAAAAAUUACAAAUUCCAACUAUUGAUUUGAUUGAUUGAUGAUAAUUGCGUCGCGACUUAAUUUGGAUUGAAAAUCUAUUAAUAUAUCUUUAAUUCUAUCCAUAAUUAUUUCGAAAAAAAAAAUUUAGAAUGCCUUUUUGAGAAAGGAUGAGAUUAGUAGAAUAGCUGUACAUAUAGUAAUUAAUUUACACUCCUUAGGGUUUAAUUCAAUUAAGAACUUAUUAUAAAAAAGUUUUCCUGGUCGGGUCAAUAAGGUCAUGAAAAAACAAUUUAAUUUUUUUUUAUUUCUUAUUUUACGUGCAAUGGAUUUGCCUGGACUAAUUCAUGAUUUUCUUUUAGUCUUUCUAGGAUUAGGUCUUAUAUUAGGAGGUCUAGGAGUGGUAUUACUUACCAACCCAAUUUAUUCUGCCUUUUCGUUGGGAUUGGUUCUUGUUUGUAUAUCUUUAUUCUAUAUUUUAUCAAACUCUCAUUUUGUAGCUGCCGCACAGCUCCUUAUUUAUGUGGGAGCUAUAAAUGUUUUAAUUAUAUUUGCCGUGAUGUUCAUGAAUGGUUCAUAAUAUUACAAAGAUUUUAAUCUUUGGACUGUUGGAAGCUGGGUUACUUCUUUAGUUUGUACAAGUAUUUUUGUUUCACUAAUUACUAUUCUUCCAGAUACGUCAUGGUAUGGAAUUAUUUGGACUACAAGAACAAAUCAGAUUAUAGAACAAGAUUUGAUAAGUAAUGGUCAACAAAUUGGAAUUCAUUUAUCAACAGAUUUUUUUCUUCCAUUUGAAUUCAUUUCAAUAAUUCUUUUAGUUGCUUUGAUAGGUGCGAUUGCUGUGGCUCGUCAGUAAAAAAUCUUUAGAAUUAGUAAUCGCAAUCCAAAUUAAACUUUGGUCUAUGUUAUCACAUCUAUUUUCCUUCAAUUCUAUUUAAAGAUUUUUUAUGUAUAAAUUCUUUUAUUUGAUCUAUUAUCCAAAUAUUUCUUUGAUUUGUAUUUGGGAUAUUCUUAUUUUAGCCAAUCCAAUCUGUUGAUGUUGAAUUGUUGUUUAUAUUGAAAUAAAUCGAAAUUGAUAAGGAGUUGGUCAAUGAUGCUCGAACAUGUACUUGUUUUGAGUGCCUAUUUAUUUUCUAUUGGUAUCUAUGGAUUGAUCACGAGUCGAAAUAUGGUUAGAGCCCUUAUGUGCCUUGAACUUAUACUGAAUGCAGUUAAUCUAAAUUUCGUAACAUUUUCUGAUUUUUUUGAUAGCCGCCAAUUAAAAGGAAAUAUUUUUUCCAUUUUUGUUAUAGCUAUC